AAUAGAAUAGUCUAGAUACUAACACUCAUACGUGUAUGUCCUGUACUCCAGAGCACGAGGUCAUCUCUUCGUCACUUGAGUAGCGCUGUAGCAAGAUGACAUCAUGUGUUGAACUUGCAAACAAUCAUGCUCACAUUGUGGAAGCUGCACAUUGCAAUGGUGCUGAUGAAUUUCAAGAUGAUGAAUUUUACCAUUUUGUGGUGGAAGGGCUGAGCAAGAAACAAAAGGCUCUUCACCCCAAGUAUCUUUAUGAUGAUGAAGGAUCUCUACUAUUUGAAGACAUAUGUGAGCUGGAUGAAUACUAUGUGACAAGAACAGAACUGGCCAUCUUAGAGCAGAACAUUGAUGAAAUAUCUUCUGUCAUCGGUUCUAAUGCUGUUGUUUUGGAGCCUGGCAGUGGUGCUGGAGUGAAGAUCAAAUUACUGUUGAAGGCUCUGCAGUCUCCGUCUGCGUAUGUGCCAAUUGAGAUUUCUAGCGAUGCACUGAAGAGGAGCACUGAGAUCUUGCAGAAAGAAUUUCCUGGUCUUGCGAUUCACCCACUGUGUGGGGACUUUACAACCCACAUUGACCCUCCAUCUGACUUGCCUCCUGGUCAUCGAAUUGUUUUUUUUCCUGGAUCAACUAUUGGCAAUCUUGAUGUUCCUGAAUUUAUUCGUCUUCUGGCGACAUUUGCUGGUCUUGCUGGCAAUGACGGUGGCUUACUGAUUGGUGUUGACUUGGACAAGGAUCCUGAUGUUCUGUUCAAGGCAUACAAUGAUUCUGAAGGAGUCACUGCAGCAUUUAUACUGAACAUAUUGACUCGCAUCAACAGGGAGCUUGGUGGAACAUUUGAUCAUAACAAAUUUGAGUAUUUGUCCAAGUACAAUGAAAAACUGCACCGCAUGGAGAUGCGUAUAUAUUCAAAGCUAGAUCAGCUUGUUCAUGUGAAUGGUCACACAUUUCAGUUUAGUAAGGGAGAGUCUAUUUUCAUUGAGUAUUCUCACAAGUUUCGCAUUGCCGAGUUUCAUGACUGUCUGGCAGCUCACGGCUUUCAAGUUCAAAAGGUUUGGACAGACAACAAGAAACACUUCGCUGUUAUCUACUGUAAACGAGAUGGUCGACCAUCAUCAUUAUAUGAUCCUGAUGCUAUUGCUGAUUCUUAUAAGAAAACAUGGUCUCAGUCUGAUCAGCUGUUCAAUAUGUUGAUGUCCGAUGGACUGGUUCAGCAACCGAUUGAGCUUCAACGUCCUUUCGUCUUCUAUCGUGGUCACCUUCCAGGAUUUGCCUACCAUCAGACCAACUGCAUAGCUUUAGGCAAGAAGGCAUUUUCAUCUCAGCUGAAUGCUGUAUUUGAGAGAGGUAUAUAUCUUGACGUUGUGGGAUCAUUUCAAAGCCACAACCAUGGUCAGUUUGCUAUGCCAACAGCUGCAGAAGUGGAUGCAUAUCUGCAACAGUGUCGGAAGCACGUUUUGGCCGCAAUUGUUCCUCUCAUUGUAAAGGAAGGAAAGGAGGCUGCCAUGAUGACACCGUGGAUUCGUGGAGGUCGCAUCCAUCGUUUGAUUAUCGAGCACGAGAAAAUGCAGCAAGAGAAAUUGAUGUAUAUGUACAUGCAGCUGGAUGCCAAGUACAAACAACCUCCUACUGACAUCAAGUUUGACAUCACGGCCAAAGAGCUGAUAGAGCCAAAGGUAGUGAAUAUUCCAAGUGGUUCCAUCCGGAUUGGAGCUGAUUUUUCCACAUCUCCAUUUGGAUGGGACAACGAGUUCCCUUCGUUCACUGCCAAUGUUCCUGGUUUCAAAAUUGAUUGUUAUCCGGUGUCUAAUGGGGAGUUCUAUGAGUUUGUCUCGUCUGGCGGCUACGAUAAUUCAUGUCACUGGUUGGAAGACGACUGGAAAUGGAAGCAGAAGGCGGGCAUGAAACAUCCCGUAUCCUGGUGUAUCCAUGAUGGCCAGGUUUUUAUUCAUACCUUGUUUGGUAUCGAGAUACCACUUGCUGUAGGAUCAAGCUGGCCUGUGUGUGUAACAUGGGCCGAGGCUUGUGCAUAUGCUCACUGGAAGGGAGGCCGUCUACCGAGUGAAGCAGAAUGGUGUCGUGCAGCAUAUGGCAGUCCCAGUGGAGACGAUGGCCGAGCAUAUCCUUGGGGCAACAAAACACCAACUGCGGAGCAUGGCAACUUCGACUGGCAUUCUUGGUCUCCCAUGCCAAUUGGAUCUCAUCCAAACGGAAGAUCAGCAUGGGGAGUGGAAGAUCUUAUCGGAGAUGGAUGGGAAUGGACAGGAACACCAUUUGACCCAUAUGAAGGAUACGAGGCAAUGGACACCUACCCAUCGUAUUCUGCCAAUUUCUUUUCAAGCUCGAAAUCACAUCCAGACAAGCACUACGUGAUGAAGGGAGCAAGCUUUGCUACGUCUUCUGACCUCCUCCGAAGGUCAUUUCGCCAUUUCUACCAGCCCCACCAUCUCUACACGUUUACCACCUUUCGAUUGGUCUACGAAAAAUGACCCACUUCAGUUCAGUAUGUUACUAAAUGUUGUGUGCUUGUUUGCUAGACAUACACAUAGUAACUGUCGUGGGCAGAGUGACAGGAUGAUUCAGUGAGAUAUAAUAAGUUCAUGAAUUAGUUUGAAAGAAUUUUUGUUUCGGUUUACUCAUUAUGGGUUGUAUCUGUUCUGUUUCUUGUGUUUGUUGAAAUCGAAAUUUUAGUGAUUCUGAAGGUAA
Molecule: messenger RNA, 2697 nt
Organism: Corticium candelabrum
Lineage: Eukaryota; Metazoa; Porifera; Homoscleromorpha; Homosclerophorida; Plakinidae
Exons: 7
Coding region: 96-2480 (794 amino acids)
Source: RefSeq, a predicted model, not a curated record